Molecule: messenger RNA, 1365 nt
Organism: Aphanomyces astaci
Lineage: Eukaryota; Oomycota; Saprolegniomycetes; Saprolegniales; Verrucalvaceae
Exons: 5
Coding region: 95-1306 (403 amino acids)
Cellular component (GO): Golgi apparatus; endoplasmic reticulum; plasma membrane
Source: RefSeq, a predicted model, not a curated record
UUUUACUCAAGAGGCACGGACGCAGCACUCGACGUUUCAGCAUCAAGAGACCCCUCAGCACCACUGCAUCACUGCUCUCGUCAGACGUACGACCAUGGAUGAGAAGUCCCGCCGUCCUGAAGACACGCCGUUCAAGCAGCAAAAGCUCAAGGCAUGGCAGCCCAUCCUCACGCCCAACUGGGUCAUUGGCACGUUCUUUGUCGUGGGGUUGAUUUUCAUUCCCAUCGGCAUCAUCUUGCGCCUUGAGUCCGACAACGUCGUGGAAUACUCGAUCCAGUACGACGGCGACGGCAAGUUGGACUCUAGUACCCAAGACCCGGUCGUGUCCAUCCGAAGCGUGGGCGGCACCCCUGGCGCGUGCGCACUCGGCGAUGGCGACGGGAACACGUUCGACCUGAAUCGCCACGGAUGCCUGCUGUCGUUCAAAUUGGACAAGGACAUGAAGGCGCCGACGUUCGUGUACUACCAGCUCGACAACUUUUACCAGAACCACCGCCGGUACGUCGCAUCUCGCAGCGACGAGCAACUGCGCGGGAACCAGCCGAGCACCCGAUCCGACUGCGACCCCAUGCAAAUGAGCCCAGACAACACCGUCAAGUACGCCGACCUGAACGACAACGUCGGCACCAACGGCACGUGGAAUUUGAAUCCAUGCGGGCUUAUCGCCAACAGUUUGUUCAAUGACAUUUUCUGGAUCAACAGCGUGACCACGCCGACGGGCGUGCGGUACACGCAGACGGACACAUACCCGGGUACGUCGCUGGAGGUGGUGAACCUCAUGAGCCAGAGCGGCAUCGCGUGGAAGAGCGACAUCGCGUCCAAGUUCGACAACAUCAAAGACACGGACCGCCGCGCCGACGAAAUGUAUCUGUGGCAGAACCCCAACUACCGCAACAUCAUCCCGAAAGGUCCGGGGCUGCCGCGCGUGCUCAAUAAGACGGCGUGGACGUCGGACACGACCGCCAACUUUGGCGUCAAGAGCGAGCACUUUAUCGUGUGGAUGCGCACGGCGGGGCUGCCCAAUUUUCGCAAACUGUACGGCCGCAUCGACACGGACUUGCCGGCAGGGUCGACCCUCGAGUUCCUCGUGUCCAGCAACUUUGUCGUGUCGGCGUUUGAAGGGAAAAAGUCGCUGGUGCUGUCGACGACGUCAUGGUUUGGCGGACGCAAUCCGUUCCUGGGAGUCGCGUACAUCACGGUGGGGUCGCUCUGCAUGGUGCUGUCCAUCCUGUUCUUUGCCAAGCAUAAACUGUCGCCGCGGAAGCUUGGCGAUACGCGCUAUCUUGUGUGGAAAAACAACCAGUGAGAGAGGAGAUGACGUGGAUACAUACAAUAUAUAUAUAUAUCCUUUGCAGUCUACAUACA